GUCUUACCGGCCUCGGCUCUGUUGCCUGUGGUGGGGAACGGGUACUACUUGUGACCUAGUUGAAUGGUAAAUUUUUCCUGUUUCUUCUCGGGUGGUGGUCGAGCCUUCUCCUCAGUUCAUAAGCAGCUCAGAAAUCAUCAUUCAGCAAGACGCUCCCUUUGGACCCCCGCCAACACAAACCUCCGCCUACGCCCUCCUUCACCGCUCCCUUAAAACCGCAAAUAGGCGCCGUCUGAGACGUCCGCUACCCUUCGGCAACUCCGUCCUCACACGUCUCAUCAGAGGGGUUUUACUUUCUCCCCUUGCCUCUCGGCGGUCACCCAUUUCCACCCUUUGUUUUUCUUUCUUUCCUCUUCCUUCACUUUUUGCCCCUCGCCAAUAUGUCUUCGAGUGCCACUGCGCCUUCGCUGACUUCAGCUACCCAGCGUCAGCAGGCCAAGCCCGAGGCCGUGGCAGCUGCCACUACCGCAAAGAAGGCAGCCACCACCGAUGGACGCUACUCGCACCGUCAGGCCAAGUCCUUCAAGAAGGACGAGCUCAAGCAGUUUCGCGUGCCUGACUUGACCGUCAAGGAUCUCCUCUCGUCGAUCCCGGCGCACUGCUUUGAGCGCUCGGCUCUCAAAUCGUCUGCCUACGUCGUUGUCGACUUUACCCUCGUUGGUCUCUUGGGUCUCGCUGCAUCGUACAUCGACCCUACCCUGUCAUCGUUUGACUUUGCCAAGUCGUCUCCCCUCACACCCUACCUCUCGGCUUCGUGGCAGUACUCGCUUGCCCGUUUCGCCCUCUGGUCCGCCUACGCCUUUGCCCAGGGCCUUGUCUUUACCGGCAUCUGGGUCAUUGCCCACGAGUGCGGCCACCAGAGCUACAGCGCUAGCAAGACGAUCAACAACACCGUUGGCUGGUUCCUCCACUCUGCUCUCCUCGUUCCCUACCACUCGUGGCGCAUCUCGCACGCUCGUCACCACGCCGCCACGGGCCACCUUACGAGGGACGAGGUGUUUGUGCCUCGCACGCGCGCCCAGAAAGGCCUCCUGCCCCUGCAGCCUGCCGGCACCCAAGCGGCAGGAGGCAGCAGCGACGAGUCGGACGACGAGCAGGUCGAUGCCCUCGUUGGAGGUGCAGCCAACCAGUCGCAGCAGCAGCAGCAGCAGCCCACCGAGGAGACCUGGGGCGAGUGGAUCGCCGAGACGCUCGAGGACGCACCCCUGUACAACUUCAUCUACAUCAUCAUCCAGCAGCUCUUUGGCUGGCCUCUGUACCUGAUCCAGAACUCGUCUGGCCAGCUCCACUUCCCCAAGGGCACCAACCACUUUGACCCCAACUCGAUCAUCUUUGACGCCCGCCACCGCUCCCAGGUUCUCAUCUCCGACGUCGGCAUCGCACUCACCCUCUCGACUCUCUUUGCCUGGGGCACGCUCUCGUCGGGCGGCUUUGCCGAGGUUGCGCGCUACUACAUUGCCCCUUACCUCUGGUGCAACCACUGGCUGGUGAUGAUCACGUACCUCCAGCACACCGACCCGGCCAUCCCCCACUACACGGCCGACAGCUGGACGUUCCCCCGUGGCGCUCUGUGCACCGUUGACCGCCAGUGGCUCGGCCCCGUCGGCCCUUACCUCUUCCACGGCAUCUCAGAGACCCACGUUCUCCACCACGUCUCGUCCAAGAUCCCCCACUACAACGCCUGGGAGGCCUCCGAGGCACUCAAGCAGCGCCUCGGCGAGCACUACCAGUCGUCGGACGAGAACGUGUUUGUGAGCCUGUGGAAGUCGAUGCGCACCUGCAAGUUCGUCGACGAGUCGGACCGCAUCUGCUUCUACAAGGACGCCCAUGGAGUCCCUCGCACUGCCGUUGCUCCCGACAGCGGCUACAACUCCGAUUCGGGUCUGGCCAUGUCGGAGUGAUUGGCUCUAUCAUCGUCACCAUGUCAUUCUUCUUAUACAUCUAGCCUCCUGUCCUGUCUUUUAAACCCGCCUUCCCUCUUCCGCCUAACCUAACGUAAAAACCCUAGAGAUGCAAGAUGAUGAGCCGUGGCAAUAGACGUCGAAUCGCACCUUCAAAGCUGCCUG
Molecule: messenger RNA, 2066 nt
Organism: Acaromyces ingoldii
Lineage: Eukaryota; Fungi; Basidiomycota; Exobasidiomycetes; Exobasidiales; Cryptobasidiaceae
Exons: 1
Coding region: 381-1901 (506 amino acids)
Biological process (GO): lipid metabolic process
Molecular function (GO): oxidoreductase activity
Source: RefSeq, a predicted model, not a curated record